Molecule: messenger RNA, 1585 nt
Organism: Mercurialis annua (annual mercury)
Lineage: Eukaryota; Viridiplantae; Streptophyta; Magnoliopsida; Malpighiales; Euphorbiaceae
Product: B2 protein
Exons: 5
Coding region: 203-1294 (363 amino acids)
Biological process (GO): response to endoplasmic reticulum stress
Source: RefSeq, a predicted model, not a curated record
UUCCCAUCUCUUUAGUCUGAACUUGUCUUAAGCAUUAUUUAACACUUCCUUUCGCACCCACUUCUAUUCUCUCUUUCAUCAAUCCCUUGCAAAGCUUCCCCUGUUUUCAUUUAUACUCUUCUUAAAAAAUUUAAUACCCAGUUAGUGUUUUUAUCAUAUCUUUGGUAUUUUGUUUGAUUUUGAAGUAAACUCGUGUUUAAAAAUGGAGAACAAUCAGCAAUCAUUUUGGCAGUUCAGUGAUCAGCUAAGGGUGCAUAAUUCAAAUUUAGCAAAUUUAUCACUCAAUGAUUCAAUAUGGAGCAAUAGUAAUAAUCUAUCAAAAAGGCCAGACGAAAGAAGAAAUUUUGAUGUAAGAGUUGGUGGUGAAGCUAUCAAUAACACCAAUUCUUUUCCCAAGCCAAAAAAUUCUGAUCUGAAUGGAUUCAGUAAUGAUGAUUGGAAGUUAAAGUCAGGUAAUUCUGUUGCUUCUCCUGGUUUUAAUAUUAACAGCAACAACAAUAAUAUUAAUACUUGGAAGACAGGAUCUUCUGAUCUGAAUGGAUUCAACAGUAGUUGGAAAAUGGGAUCUGGUCCGAAAAGUUAUGAUCUUGGUCCUAUAAGUCAAGUUCUUGGUGGUGUUGGAUCUCCAAAAAAUGUUACCCUUAAUGGUGGGUUUAAUAAGGGGAUUUAUCCAUCAAAGGGUAAUUAUAAUGUUAACAAUAAUCUUAAUGUUAAUGUUAAGGGUUAUAAGAACAAAGGUGAAGAUGAAGUUGGAGUUAAACCUAGCAAUAAGAAGAACGGUAAUAAAAAGUUUAGUGGUGAUAAUAAUGAUGGUAAGGAUACUAAGAGUGGUGGUGAUAAGAGGUUUAAGACACUGCCACCAACUGAAGCUCUUCCGAGAAAUGAAACUGUUGGUGGGUAUAUCUUUGUUUGUAAUAAUGAUACCAUGCAAGAGAAUCUCAAGAGGCAGCUUUUUGGUUUGCCUCCUCGUUACAGAGAUUCAGUGAGGGCUAUUACUCCAGGGCUGCCUCUUUUCCUCUACAACUACUCAACUCAUCAACUCCAUGGAGUCUUUGAGGCUGCAAGCUUUGGAGGAACAAACAUUGAUCCUGCUGCCUGGGAAGAUAAGAAAUGCCAUGGAGAAUCUCGAUUUCCUGCUCAGGUUAGAGUUGUUACAAGGAAAAUUUGUGAACCCCUGGAAGAGGACUCUUUCAGGCCAAUUCUUCACCACUAUGAUGGCCCUAAAUUCAGACUUGAACUCAACAUCCCUGAGGCUCUGUCUCUCCUGGACAUAUUUGAAGAGCAGAACGCUUGAACAAUUGGAUAUACAGAUAAUCAUAGAGAUACACAUACAAGGUGAAGAGAAGAGUUUGAUACAGAAUAAAAAAAAUGAAAAAGAGUUAUUUAGAUUUUAAUAUAUUGAAAAGUUGAACAAGAGCUGAGGAUAUAAUUUUCCAGCCUAAUGUAAUGUAUAUUUUUGUUUGUAUCAAUGGCUGUUUUUGCUCUCUGGUUUGGCAUAUAAAUAAGCAAAAUUAUGCUAAAGAUGAACUUUUUAUGUAAGUUAUAUAUAUAGGACUUGAUGUAUACCUAAGGUGUGCUUUUUGCA